Molecule: messenger RNA, 1472 nt
Organism: Musca domestica (house fly)
Lineage: Eukaryota; Metazoa; Arthropoda; Insecta; Diptera; Muscidae
Exons: 6
Coding region: 21-1355 (444 amino acids)
Cellular component (GO): extracellular matrix
Source: RefSeq, a predicted model, not a curated record
GCAAAAAAAAAAACGCAACAAUGAAAUUACUCAGCAUAGGAUCAUUUUUGGCUCUGUCCGGUUUGGCUGCUGCAGGACACUUGCAUCAUGGUGUUAGUAGUUAUUCGGUAGAAACUAAACAUGAACCUGCCCAUCACCACGACUGGUCGCAUGGAUAUGGUGGUGACAGUCAUAGUUUAUCUGCUGGUCAUGGUCAUGAGAGUUAUGGUCACGAGAGCCAUGGUCAUGGCUGGGAGAGUCAUCAGGAAAGUCACAGCUUGUCCAGUGAUUCUCAUGAUGCUGGCCACGGCCACGAAUGGCAGCAUGAUGAGCAUUAUGAUGAAUAUGCCCAUCCUAAAUACGAAUUUAAAUAUGGUGUAAAGGACCCCAAGACCGGUGAUGUCAAGGAUCAAUGGGAACACAGGGAUGGCGAUCAGGUUAAGGGUGGCUACACUUUGAAGGAAGCUGAUGGCACCACUCGCAUUGUAGAAUAUCAUGCCGAUAAACAUAAUGGCUUCAAUGCCGUGGUCAAGAAUGUUGGCCACCCUCAUCACGAAGAAAUUCAGCAUCAUGAAAGUGGUGGUCACACUAGCCAUGGCCAUGGCUGCAUAACUGGUGGCGUGGCCAUGACCAUGACCGCCAUAACUGCCUUCAAAACCGCCAUAAUAGACCUUAUGGUGAACUACAGGGUGUCCAAUUUGCUUGACAAUGGCAUUGAAACCGUUAUGCUUAUCGGCAUGAUAUUCCACAAUGCGGGUGGUGCCGUCGGCCUCUUUCAGAGACUUACCCUUGACUUUGUCGCCAUCCCGCUGUUCCCAUUGAUCCUUGAUGUCACCGAAAUGAAAUUCCUAACCAUUGGAUCCUUUUUGGCCCUGUCCGGUUUGGCUGCAGCCAGUCAUUUGCAUCAUGGUGCCGCAAGCAGUUAUGCCACCGUUGUCAAGCAUGAUGACAGCUAUGGCCAUGGAUAUGGUGCCGAGGGCGGUUACGGUUCUUCGGGAUAUGGUGAUGCUGGUUAUGGCCAUGGCGGUUGGGAUCAUCAUGACUAUUAUUCGCAUCCCAAAUAUGAAUUUAAAUAUGGAGUCAAGGAUUUGAAAACCGGUGACAUCAAGGAUCAAUGGGAACACCGAGAUGGUGAUCAUGUUAAAGGCAGCUACACCUUAAAGGAAUCGGACGGCACCACCCGUGUGGUAGACUAUCAUGCCGAUGGCCAUCACGGUUUCAAUGCUGUGGUCAAGAAAUUGGGUCAUGCCCAUCAUCCCGAAACCUAUCAUCAUCAUGGCGGCUAUGGCGAUCAAGGAGGCUAUGGUGAUCAUGGUUAUAGUCAUGGCUAUGACCACGGCCAUGCCACCAGUUAUGCCAAGGUAUACUUGCACUAAUGUAACCCCAGUGGAUUUUUGGACCAAAAAAAAAUAUAUAUUGACGAUAUAGGCCUUUGGCUAUGUUCCUUCAUGCUCCCUGUUAAAUGUGAUACCCUACCAAUAUAUAGCUCAUAC